CAGCCAUGCUCCCUUCCCGGCCUCUGCUGCACGCUGCACUGUUUGCACUCACAGCCCUUCAGGCCCUUGCCUCCGACACCUUCAUUGCAGCCGUCUACGAACAUGCGGUCAUCCUGCCAGACGCCACUGGCAAGCCCGUUUCUCCUGACGAUGCUUUGGCCCUGAUGAACAAAAACAUGGAUGUCUUGGAAGGGGCCAUCAAGGAAGCCGCCCGGCAGGGUGCCCACAUCAUUGUGACUCCUGAAGACGGCAUUUACGGCUGGCUUUUCACAAGAGAAACCAUCUACCCCUACCUGGAGGAUAUCCCUGAUCCGGUGGUGAACUGGAUUCCCUGCACCGACCCCACAAGAUUUGCUCCAGCACCAGUGCAGGAACGACUCAGCUGCAUGGCCAGGAAUAACUCCAUCUAUGUGGUUGCAAACAUCGGGGACAAGAAGCCGUGUAACUCCAGUGAUCCCAGCUGCCCCAGCGAUGGUCGCUAUCAGUAUAACACUGAUGUCGUCUUUGACCCGGAGGGGAAACUGGUGGCUCGUUACCACAAGUAUAACCUAUUUAGAAGAGAAACUCAGUUUAAUUACCCUAAAGAGCCAGAAGCUGUCACCUUUGAGACCCCCUUUGGGAAGUUUGGCAUCUUCACGUGCUUCGACAUCCUUUUCCGGGAGCCUGCCGUGGUCCUGGUGAGCGAGUUGCAGGUGGACUCCGUGCUCUUCCCAACGGCUUGGAUGAACGUCCUGCCAUUUCUGACUGCGGUUGAGUUUCACUCUGCCUGGGCUAUGGGCAUGGGAGUCAAUUUGCUUUCAGCAAAUACUCACAACAUCAACUUGGCAAUGACAGGCAGCGGGCUAUUCACACCGGAGGGACCUGCCACCUACCAUUACGACAGUGCGACUGAGGAGGGAUGUCUCCUGCUAGCAGAGCUGAGCGCACGCCCCCGUCUUUCUCCCACCUACCCCCCUGCCGUCAACUGGAGCUCCUUUGCCACAAGCAUCAAGAAAUUUCCACGAGAAAAAGACACUUUUUCGGGAGCUGUCCGGCGGGAUAUAUUCACUUUCAGUGAACUCAGGCACAAAGCUGGAAAUUACACGGUCUGCCAAGGAGACCUCUGCUGUCAUUUGGUCUAUCGGAUGGCAAACAAGAGCAAAGAUGAAGUUUAUGUCCUGGGUGCAUUUGAUGGGCUUCACGGUUCUCUGAUAAAAUACCAUUGGCAGGUAAUUGGUUUUGUAGGGGUGAGUGUGGGUUGUAUAUGCCUACAUCCCAACCAUCCCAAAACUUGUUUGUUCCUGCAUUGUGAGAACUUUUCUUACAAUCAAAUCCAGCUCUUGACUGUUGAAAGCUUAGUGGUAUUUUGCCUUUCUGUACCCUCCUCCCCGCAGAUAUGCACGCUGCUCAAGUGCAAGAGUGCAGACCUGAACACGUGCGGGCAGCCGGUGGAGACUGCGCAGACCAAGUUUGAGAUGUUCUCCCUCAGUGGCACGUUUGGCACUAACUACGUCUUUCCAGAAGUCUUGUACAGCAGGGUGCAGCUGGCCCCCGGGGAGUUUGAGGUGCUACGUGAUGGACGUUUGAAAAGUAAGCAUGGCACAUCGAAACCGCUCAUAACAGCGACGCUUUUUGGAAGGCUUUAUGAAAAGGACCUGCCGCAUCCCCUGCGAACUUCCCCAUAA
This is a messenger RNA of Nipponia nippon (crested ibis), 1664 nucleotides long. The record is from RefSeq and is a predicted model, not a curated record. NCBI's taxonomy places the organism in Eukaryota, Metazoa, Chordata, Aves, Pelecaniformes, Threskiornithidae.